Ciona intestinalis (vase tunicate) is the source of this 758-nucleotide messenger RNA. RefSeq names its product small ribosomal subunit protein uS13. Gene Ontology annotation, biological process: translation. The record is from RefSeq and is a predicted model, not a curated record. Lineage: Eukaryota; Metazoa; Chordata; Ascidiacea; Phlebobranchia; Cionidae. Gene Ontology annotation, molecular function: RNA binding; structural constituent of ribosome. Gene Ontology annotation, cellular component: small ribosomal subunit; cytosol; ribosome.
UAGUAUCGCAAUGCAUUGUGGGUUCUUUUUGAUCAAGGGUGAGCUCGUAAGCACGUUAGCAAGAUGUCCUUAGUAAUCCCGGAGAAGUUUCAGCACAUUCUUCGUAUUUUAAAUACGAAUAUUGAUGGUCGCCGUCAUAUCGCAUUCGCCUUGACCGCCAUCAAGGGAAUCGGCCGCAGGUUUAGCACUCUGGUGUGCAAAAAAGCCGACGUUGAUCUUACGAAACGCGCCGGGGAGCUUUCCGAUGAUGAGAUUGAUCGCAUCGUCACGAUCAUGCAAAACCCUCGCCAGUACAAGAUUCCCGACUGGUUUUUGAAUAGACAAAAGGAUGUUCGUGAUGGCAAGUUUGGUCAAAUUCUUUCCAACCAGCUUGACAACAAACUUCGUGAAGACAUCGAACGUUUGAAGAAGAUUCGUGCUCACAGGGGUUUGCGACACUACUGGGGCCUCCGUGUUCGAGGCCAACACACCAAAACCACAGGACGGCGUGGUCGAACUGUUGGUGUGUCAAAGAAGAAGUAAAUUUCUGAACUCAAUUUUCACAAUUGUGCAACAUGCAGAUAUAUACAACUAGACAUUUGUUGGGUUUUAUUUAACUGUGCUGCUUUUGUUCAAUAACACUGCUAUAGCAUGUUUAGUAAGUUGAUUUGCAUACUUUGGUAUACUAAUGUUACUUGCAGUUUAUUGUGUUGCGCCAAACAAUAUUAAUCUUACAUUUGAAAAGUUUAAAAUCUGCAUUUUGCUUUUUGUGUUUCAGA